AUGGCUCAGUUCGGAAGCUACUGCCCCAGUGUGCGCGUCGGGAACUGGAGCGAGGACGCGGUCUUGGAGGAGGAGGCGCUCAGAGACUUCCUGGAGAGGCGCGCCAGAGGCGAGCUGACCGGCCAGAGGAGAGACCUCCUCAGACGCGGCGCGCUGCAGCAGGUAAAUCUGUCAGUGUCAAAGGACGGCGGUCUGCACUUUGGAGACGUUGUGAUGCUGCUGAAUAUGGGAGGGCAAAAUAGGGAGAUCAGUGCAAUCGGCAUCAACGUGGACAUUGGCAAUCUGACCGAGACUCCCGAACCUGUCAUUAAAGCCCCUUGUGGAGUCAGUGCAGGAAGAAGUGUAGAGCCUUGCGCACGCACCGCUUUCAUCAUCACCAGUGUGGACGGCAGUCCUGAGGGAUCGGCUCUACAUUAUGAGCAAAGUUUCGCCCUGAAAACAACAAGUGGCUUUUCUGGAGGACUGUAUUUGACCAGUGACCUGCGGACUUUUCAGAAGUGUGCAAAGAAGUCCCGCCUCCAGGAAGUGAGUCUGGACGAAGCCAGUUCUUUUAUGUCGUGGUGGAAGGUUGUGCACUUUGACCCCCAAGAGAGGAUCGAGUCUGAAGGCGUGCCUGUCCCUGCGAAUACUGAAGUGCUGGUUACACACUGCAAGACAAAUCAGGCUCUCGCUGUCCUGGGCGAUCAAGUCCUCUGGACCAUGUGUGGCCAGGAGUAUGAGGUGACGGCCCACACCUUCCUGGACUCCCACAAAGCCGAGCGGGACAACAACCAUUGGAUAUUUUCAACUUCUGACCCUGCAGUGGCUGGAUUCUCCCCCAGCGGCUGGGUUCUCCCCCAGUGGCUGGAUUCUCCCCCAGCUGCUGGGUUCUCCCCCAGUGGCUGGGUUCUCCCCCAGUGGCUGGAUUCUCCCCCAGCUGCUGGGUUCUCCCCCAGCUACUGGGUUCUCCCCCAGUGGCUGGAUUCUCCCCCAGCUGCUGGGUUCUCCCCCAGCGGCUGGGUUCUCCCCCAGUGGCUGGAUUCUCCCCCAGUGGCUGGAUUCUCCCCCAGCUGCUGGGUUCUCCCCCAGUGGCUGGAUUCUCCCCCAGCUGCUGGGUUCUCCCCCAGUGGCUGGGUUCUCCCCCAGUGGCUGGGUUCUCGGUAG
This is a messenger RNA of Lampris incognitus (smalleye Pacific opah), 1143 nucleotides long. RefSeq names its product cilia and flagella associated protein 161 (gene cfap161). The record is from RefSeq and is a predicted model, not a curated record. Gene Ontology annotation, cellular component: motile cilium. Lineage: Eukaryota; Metazoa; Chordata; Actinopteri; Lampriformes; Lampridae. Gene Ontology annotation, biological process: cilium assembly. The coding region runs from base 1 to 1143 and encodes 380 amino acids. The transcript is spliced from 9 exons.